AUGGCGUCGAAGCGGCCGCGACUGCCGUCCUACUACGAAGUGGUGGAAGAGGUGCUGAGCGAGGCGCGCAAAUUCCGCUGCGCCAAUCCUGAUACGCCCUGCCACUUCUUCUUUGUCGAUCUUCACAGUGUGGCGAAGGUGGGGAUCACAUCACCCGAGGUCUACGAUCUGGUGCUUGCCGACAACGUUGGCCAGUCCACCUUCGUGCUCCUCUUCACUGACCGCGACGACCGCCGGCCUCGGUCCACCGGCAGCGACGACGCCGAGGCAGCGGAGGCCCUCGCGACGCGACGCAAGGCCAAGCGGCCGGCCGUCUACCCGUGCUGCGGCUGCCACCGCCCGUUCAGUCCGCCGACAAGCGAUGCGAAGGUGGCGCCCGCCGCUCAGGUGCUGACCGACAGGGUCUUUGGAGUUGCAGAGGCCCGCGAGGAGCCACGGCAUGCGACGCGGCGCUUCGAAGUUUCGCUCCACCAGCUUGACGUCAAGAAGCGUAAGAAGCCAAAGAACGAAAACGAAAACGAAGACAGGGACAACGUUGGCGGACGUGACGAAGACAAGAAGCUGCUGGACGAUGAUGCAGCGAAGAAGAUGAAGAAGAGAAAGCAGAAGGAGAAGAAGGUAUCGAUGAAGCACCUCAUGGGCUCGGCGCUGGCCUACUUCCUGGCCCGACUCUCGGCCUACCAGCCCGCCCGAGCCGCCGGAUCGUCGACGCCGCCCGAUGCGCUGUGGGUGGUAGGCAAGCGGGGCGGCCGCUCCGGCGCUAUGUGCGACCUGGCGGCCCAAGUCGCCGAGUUCGUGGCCAUCCAACGUGAGCUUGCCUGCGAUCGUGGCGCGUCGCAGGACAUGCUGGCAUCACACUUUCUCGGCCUGGUCGACGAUCGCCACGCCGACGGCGGCAAUGAAGAGGACAUUGACGAGGGCUGGGCUGGCCUGCGCUCGGCGGGCGUCCUCGGAGUGUCCGACCAGAAAAAGAGCGAAGCGGCGAACACGACACAGCCCGACGUGCUAAAGAACGAAGGCGACGCCGCGCAGUCCGGCCAGACAGCCCCAGCCGUGUCCGCGAGCAUCGUCAAGAUCGUGAAGAGGGUCGAGAAGUGGAUUCUGAAGAAUGCGCGAAACGACUUCAAGCGGCACAAGGCCGCGCUGGCCGACGUCGACAACUACCGCGACGUGGUGAUGCUGCCGCGCGACCGCGUCAAACUGCGCAACUUCAUCGCGCCGCUGUGUCGGCUGGUGCGCAAGAUCGACGCCGACGAGGUGCUGGCCCUGCUGCAGGCCGACGGCGUGCUGGGCGUGUGCGGCUGCUGUCGCCAGUUCAAGUGGAACGAGCGCGCGCUCACGAGCGAUGACUGCCGGCUGGAGCGCAGGCGGCGCCUGGAGCGCGAGCGCGCGCGGGGCAUCGCGCAGGGCCGCGAGCGCAUGGUCGAGCGCAUACUCGGGUCGCUCGAGGCCAAGGGCAGCCGGCCCACCAACAUGGCCGAGCUGCGCAAGGUGGUCGACAACUUCGGCGACUACGAGGAGCACUUCGACGGCGACCAGGUCCUGCAGCACCUCAUCAACGCCAACAUCAUUGCUGUCGACGCCUAUGACGAUGAUGACGUCGGCGUCGACCGGCGUCGGCGUGAGAACGUGAGGUAUGUGGUGGCUCAGCGGCGGAUCGAGGGGAUGAAGCACCAGGAGCGGCUCGACCGCGCCCGGCGGCAGGGCGACCAGGCCGCGUGGCAGGCCGAGCUGGAUCGCGAGAAGCAGCGGCGCGAGGCCGCGCGCCAGGAGCAGCAGGCUCUGCAACAGGCCAACCGCGAGCGCGACGAGGCCGAGCGCGCCCGGCUACGCGAGAUCCACGCGAGAGAGCGCGACGAAGCCGAGCAGCGUGACAAAGACGAGCGCCAGCGCCAGCAGGAGCGCGACGAGCGCAAGAAGCGCCACAUCAGCGCCACCUCGCAGCAGAAGUACUCAGUCGAGCCAGCUUCGUCGUCGUCGUGGUCAUCGUCAUCGGCGGCGGGCGCCCCAUCGCUCAAGCAGAGCGCAGAUCAACUGACGGCCGUGGACGCACUCUUCGCGAGCCCAGACGACGACUACCACGACGGCGAAGAGGAGGUCAGGUGGGCCAACACGGCGCCGUCGCACGGCUGGGAUCAGCACGAGGGAGGAGCUGGCAGUGGAUGGGCCGCCGAGGAGGAGGCCGUGGACUGGAUGGCGUCGGCUGGGGCUCUGUUCGAUGGUGACAGCACCGACGGCGGUGAUGACGACGAGGACGAUGCCGGGAGCGGCCGUGGCGAUUAUAAUAGCGAGCCUCGGCAGCAAUGGGAGACCGACAGCAGGGGCGUCAACAACAACGACGACGGACCUUCGCUGGCCGAGAUGUUCGGCGGCGGCUCAGGCGUGCCGCGCGGUCUCGACAUGUUCGGCGGCUGGACGACGACGGCGACCACCACCACCCACCACCACGUUCCGGCCGAAGAGGAAGAUGGCGAUGGCGGCGGCGUGGUGGACCUCUCCGACGGCCUGCUCGACAUGUUCGGCGACGAUCGAUGGUACGUCCCCGUUACGCAGCAGUACCACGGCCAUCAAGCGAAAAAGAACGAAGACGAAGACGAAAGCGAAGGCGACGACGAACACGAGAGUGGGGUGGGUCUGCUCUUCGACCGAGGCGAGGAGGAGGAAGAAGAGGAGGAAGAGUCGACCAUGGCCGGCCUGCACUACCUGGGCGGCGGCCACUCCUUCGUCUCCACGGAGUGGAACCCGGGCUUCUAA
This is a messenger RNA of Acanthamoeba castellanii str. Neff, 2754 nucleotides long. RefSeq lists its product as uncharacterized. Gene Ontology annotation, cellular component: mRNA cleavage and polyadenylation specificity factor complex. The coding region runs from base 1 to 2754 and encodes 917 amino acids. The record is from RefSeq and is a predicted model, not a curated record. Gene Ontology annotation, molecular function: RNA binding. Lineage: Eukaryota; Discosea; Longamoebia; Acanthamoebidae. The transcript is spliced from 3 exons.